GCUUAAAUCUUCGCUUUGACUCGUACACACACACACACAGGUGCGUCGUAGUCGUACACAUGACGUGCAUGUAGUUAGCUGCAACAACGUGACAAUUUAUCAUUUCAGUCCCGCACGUUCAUUUUCAAGUUUUAAGAAAGAGGUUCGUUCGUAUUCUGUCCUGUGUGUCAACAAUAUCUCACCAAAAUGGCGAAAACAGAAAAGAAAAAAAGGAAGGAGCAAGGAAUAAAGAAGUCCAACAGUAGUACAAACCCAGAUCGAGGCAAUGCAGGGAGUGGCAUGAGAGACCGCUCAACCAUCAUGAGAUUAAACAUGUAUCGGAAGGGAAAACCCCAAAGAAACCGGAAGGGUAAAAUUGUGAUGGCAGCUCCAUUUCAGAAACAGCUGAAGUCAGGGACAGUAGCUCGAGUAGAGCCAAAUAGAAAAUGGUUUGGCAAUACGAGGGUGGUAUCCCAAAAUGCAUUGCAGACCUUCCAGGAGGAGCUGGGGAAGGUCAUAAAGGAUCCGUAUCAGGUCGUCAUGAAACAGACCAAGCUGCCAAUUACUCUGCUGCAAGAGAAGGCUAAGUACAAUCGUGUUCACCUGUUGGAUACAGAGAGCUUUGGAUCAACGUUUGGUCCCAAGAAACAAAGGAAGAGAGUAAACAUCAAGGUGGCAGAUGUAGAGUCCUUGGUAAAGUCUGCAGAGGAGUCUAGUGAUAAGUACGACGUCGAGAAGGACACUGACUUGGUGUUCGAUGAUGGAGGAGUCAGGGAUGAGGUCAAGGAUUGGGUCUUUGGAGCUGGACAGUCCAAAAGAAUAUGGAAUGAACUCUAUAAGGUGAUAGAUUCUUCCGAUGUUGUGGUUCAAGUUCUUGAUGCCCGGGAUCCGAUGGGAACAAGAUCCAAGUACAUAGAGAACUACCUCAAGAAAGAGAAGCCUCAUAAACACCUCAUCUUUGUUCUAAACAAAGUGGAUCUGGUCCCAACUUGGGCUACGAAACGAUGGGUAGCCAUUUUAUCCCAUGAUUACCCCACCCUAGCGUUCCACGCCAGCAUGAGGAAUCCAUUCGGAAAGGGUGCCCUCAUACAGCUUCUAAGACAGUUUGGAAAGCUCCAUGUAGAUAAGAAGCAGAUCAGUAUAGGUUUCAUUGGAUACCCUAACACUGGCAAAAGUUCUAUAAUCAACACCCUCAGGGCUAAGAAGGUCUGCAAUGUGGCACCAAUUGCAGGAGAAACCAAGGUAUGGCAGUACAUCACACUGAUGAGAAGAAUCUUCUUGAUAGAUUGUCCUGGAGUCGUCUAUCCCUCGGGAGAGACAGAGACAGAGAUUGUACUCAAGGGAGUGGUACGGAUAGAGAAUGUGAAGGGUCCAGAAGACUACAUUCCGGAGGUGUUGAGACGGGUCAAACCAGACUACUUACAGAAGACGUACCGCGUCUCAGAGUGGGUUGAUUAUAUCGACUUCUUAGAGAAGCUCGCUCAACGUACAGGAAAACUAAACAAGGGAGGUGAACCUGAUGUCAGUACUGUAGCUAAGAUGGUAUUGAAUGACUGGCAAAGAGGGAAAAUCCCUUUCUUUGUCAAACCACCCAACUGUGAACAGGAUUCAAGGGAAGAUGUUGACAAGAAAGAAUCCCCCAAGAAGACUAAGGAAACGGUUGCCAAGGACACGGUUGCCAAGGAGGACACCGUCCCUAAGAAGAAGGAGAUCAGAGGAGUGAAACAAGACCUCAGCAAAAUCAACAUCGGACCAAAGUUCGCUGGAGACGAUCUGAAACCAAAGGACAUGGAUGGCGAGGAGAAUGAGGUCACGGAAGGACAGGAACCGGAAGAAGAGGAGGAGGAGGAGGAGGAGGAGGAGGAGGAGGCGGCAGAAGAAGGAGAACAAGAUGUAGAUGGUGAAGAAGUAGUCAGUCAGAUGGAAGAUAGUGACAAAGCAGGAAAAGAUUUAACGAAUGAAGCAUCAACAUCAUCAGCAUCAUCAGACUCUGUGAAGAAGUCAGUAAAGAGGACUAGAAGAAAAGAGGAGGCAAAGACCGGUAUCUCGUACGGUGCUAACGUCUUCCUCAAUACGAAGAACAAGAAACUCUUAGCCAAGGCAAAGAUUGAGAAGAAGAGAGAAGCCAUGUUGCAGAAGAGGAGUCAAACAGAGAGUAAUGAGGAUCAAAAUAAACCAGCAAAGAAGGGCAAGAAACCGCAACCCAUCGGGUCAUACUGCCCUCUAGGGAGCAGCGAUGAAGAUGACGCAGGUGACACGAGGAGAAAGAAGAAGAGAUACUUUGAAGAGGAGAAAGCAGGAAAAAAGAAACUCACAUCAAAGCAGAAGCGAAGCAUCGAUAGAGCACAGAAGAGUAAGAAGGUCGGACAGCAUUUCUACGCAGAGACGAACGUCAAGAAUAGAAACAGAUCCAAGAAAGUCAAAUGACCAUAUCAGGACCUCCAGAGAAUCUAAUGUAAACAUUAACAUGAACAUUAUCUAUGAAGGCACUUUCAUGCAGAUUUUUAUACACGAAUCUGUGUGAUGGGCAGUUAUUCAUCUAUUUUGGAGGCAGACACUUGCUACAUAAAAGCAGCUGCUAUGAUCUGUACACCAUUGGUUGGCCAAAAACCCAAUUUUUGAUGAGCUGUUUUGAGGCAAUGAAAUACAUGGAGUUAAUUUCCUCACUUUUAUUCUUGUAUAUUGUUAACAAAUAAUUUCAUUCUUCCAUCGAAUACAUUUUAAUGUCGCAUUACAAACAUUAAUUUUGCCUGUAAAUAUCUAGAACUUUUAAUUGACUGAUGAAAUCUUUCACACAAAAAUAGAUCUGGGACAAUUUUUUUUAAAAUCCUUUUUUCUGUUUCUCAGUUUUCUUUCCUGAUCAAAUAAUCUAAGCCAAAGUUGUUAACAGUCCUCUAUCCAUUACUGAUUUUAGUAAUUGCUUAUCUGUAGUUCUGUUUAAUAGACCGUCUUGAAACUCAGAUAGGCCCUCUUUGUUGAGAUGUUAAUCAUGAAAAGAAUGAUCCAUUGUCAAGUAUUAUGUGCUCAUAUAGAAGUCUGGAUUCUUUGUUCCAAUUCAAGUUUCACUAAUUGCUGCAUUACAUGUAAGUUUGCAGCAAUAAGCCAGUUCAUAGUUGCAGUCUGAGCAUGAGCAGACGAAGGUCAUUGCAGACGAAAGUGUGAAAUACACGGAGACAAAAUACUGGAUACGUGCUCAUGAAGUUAUGUAAUCAUUCAUUCAUGCACAAGCAGUGCACUCCAUAAUACACAGGCGGAAGUAUUCUUUGAAAAGGGGAAACAAAAGCUGUUUAAUAGCACCUCCAUUGCUGUAGUAUGGAUUUAUUUCAAAAUGUACAAAGUGGGACCUCUUCAUGUGUUGAAGAUCUUUGGAUAUUCAGGGUCAUUUUUGGACAUGUGCUUACCGUGAACUGGUCUAUUGUGAUCCUGCAAGGUAAUUUAUUUUGUGUGAUUCUUGAUUUACAGUAUUUUGUCAUUCAUGCCUAGAAUUUCUGAUGUGUUUAUAGAAAUGUACAACUUUUCAAACAAUUCAAGAUGAUUCAGAACAUUGUAUGUGAUAUCACUACUUCUACACUGCUUUUGAACAUAUGACAUGAAUCCCUUUUGAGUGGGAGAAUCAUGGAUACAGUUUGUAUAUCAAUUAUUAAAAUUGAAAACUAUGACCUUUACUUUAAA
Messenger RNA from Strongylocentrotus purpuratus (purple sea urchin), 3651 nucleotides. RefSeq names its product nucleolar GTP-binding protein 2-like. Bases 187 to 2406 code for a protein of 739 amino acids. The record is from RefSeq and is a predicted model, not a curated record. Gene Ontology annotation, cellular component: nucleolus. NCBI's taxonomy places the organism in Eukaryota, Metazoa, Echinodermata, Echinoidea, Camarodonta, Strongylocentrotidae. Gene Ontology annotation, molecular function: GTP binding. The transcript has 15 exons.